This is a messenger RNA of Cucurbitaria berberidis CBS 394.84, 1114 nucleotides long. RefSeq lists its product as uncharacterized. Gene Ontology annotation, cellular component: membrane. The coding region runs from base 100 to 1026 and encodes 308 amino acids. The transcript has a single exon. Lineage: Eukaryota; Fungi; Ascomycota; Dothideomycetes; Pleosporales; Cucurbitariaceae. The record is from RefSeq and is a predicted model, not a curated record.
CGCCUCCGAAUGUGUCAGUAAGGCAGUCCUAGAUAUCGUUCUCUCAUCCAAAUCAAGACAGCAGCCGAUCUGCAUCCUGUCUCUAUCGACAUUUCCAGCAUGAAGAUCUUCUCUUACGCAUCCUGGGGAGUCCCCCGAACUGGUUUCGACCCUUCGCACACGUUCGUCCGCUCACACUUCGUCUCGCCGCUCGUGCUCGCAUGCAUCCGCACACUACUCUGCAUCUACUGCUUUACAGCAAUUACUACCUGCUACACCUGGCUCGCCCACCGAACCGCUACCAUAUCGUUAAAAGACGUGAAUAUUGGUUCCUACACCAUUCAACAGUCCGACGCCGCAAUCGGACAGAGUUUCAGUUUCUUCACCUACCUGACCUUCUGGUCCCUCGGGUUUUACUUUCUGGUAUCCAGUAUUCAUACAUUCAUGUACGCCUUCCGACAACGUACAUGGCUACACAGCAGUUGGCCCAAGCCUCUACAAAUGGCACACAGUCUUUACUAUAGUAGCAUCACAUGUUUCCCGUUCCUCGUUACCAUCGUCUUUUGGGGAACCAUGAACUCCGGAUGGCCGACUGGACGCUUUGAGCAAUGGAUAAACAUCUCCGUGCAUGCUCUAAACUCCUUGUUUGCGAUCGUGGAGAUUGUUCUCCCUGCCACCCAACCACCGCCAUGGACACACCUCUCGGUCGUUCUAUUGGUCUUAUCAGCGUACCUUGGCCUCGCAUACAUUACUCGGGAGACGCAGGGCUUUUAUGUGUACGAGUGGAUGAAUCCUGCUCAUGGGAAUUGGAGCAUUGUGCUGCAUAUCAUAGGGUACGCGGGUGGCAUGGUCGCGUUGUUCGUAUUGGCAAGAUGUGCGAUUGUGGCGCGACAUUGGAUUGCGAAGAAGACGGAGGGUGCGAGAAGGGAGAAUGCGGAGAUGGAAGAGAAGGGUAUCAAAUUGGAUGAUCGGUCGGAUACAUGGUCGAGCGAGAUGGUCAUUUCAAAGCCGUCGCAGGCGCGCCGCUCUUCGAAUCAUUUUGUCUGAGACUAGUGAAAUUUGUCCGCAGAUACAAUAUAUCUCGUCAUCUUUGCCCAUCCAUAAACUCUAAUCAUCUUGAUUGAGCCAUGAUGAG